AAGCAAGUAGAAAGAAGAAGUUGAAGUAGAAGUAAAAAGAUGAAAUAAAGAAGGAGAAAGAUAGAGAAACCACAGGAGGAGAGAAAAAGAGAGAAAGAGAAGAGCUUAAAGUUUCGACGUUAUCGGCGCACGUCUAAGCAACUGAUAAAAGUCCGUGUUCCUACGGACAGAUAACGGUCGGAAUGGCCCGUAUAAAGAGUCAGAUAGAUAGAGGUAGAUAAAGCACACGGUCCAACAGAACAGGUGAAUGUCGUGGGGAACGACAGACCAACGCCCGAACUCUUCCUCUCUUCGACUCGUUAUUUUCGCGCUCACCGGAUCGUCGAUCGCGACUCUCUCUCUCUCUCUCUCCCUCUCUCCCCUUUCUCUCUCUCUCUCUCUGUCUUUCUCUCUCGCACUCUGCCUGUCAUUUUUACAAAAGGAGACCCGAGAGAAUACUUUUAGUUAUUUUAUAUUCUUCUCUCUAUCUCUCUUUCUGUUCUCUCUGUCCUCUCUAUUCUCUAUUCUCUGUAUCACUUCGGAAGAACAUUUCUUAUCAACGUUUUUCUCUGGCAUACUUUGUAUUUCUUGAAAGAAAAAAGAAAAAAAGAGAAAAAGAAAAAGAAAGGAAAAAAAAAAAUAAUAAAAAAUAAAAGAGGACGAAGAAGACAGAAGGGUAUUGGAGGAGGAGGAGGAGGAAGAAGAAGAUAAAGAAGAAGAGGAAAGACAGAAAGAAAGAGGAGAGAGAGAGAAAGAGAGAGAGAGAGAGAGAGAGAGAGAAAGAAAGAAAUAAAGAAAGAAAGAAAGAGAAGGAAUAUAUUCAUGGAGACAGAUCGUUAUUGGGGCGUACACUACAGCGGCGGCAUGGCUGGGCAGCACUACUGCCUACGUUGGAACAACUACCAGUCCAACAUGACAUCCGUUUUCCAUCAACUCCUGCAAAACGAGGCCUUCGUAGACGUCACCCUGGCAUGUAACGAAGCUUCGUUGAAGGCACACAAGGUGGUCCUAUCGGCCUGCAGUUCCUACUUUCAGAAGCUCCUACUCUCAAAUCCAUGUAAACAUCCAACGAUCAUCAUGCCGCAGGACGUAUGCUUCAACGAUCUCAAAUUCAUCAUAGAGUUCGUCUACAGGGGCGAGAUCGACGUUUCUCAAGCAGAACUUCAGUCGCUUUUGAAAACGGCCGACCAGCUCAAAAUUAAGGGCCUCUGUGAGGUUCCUGAAAGCAAGGACGGGCCACCAUCAGUGAGCUUGAGCUCACCACCAAGAGAACCUGGUACACCAAGAUUGAACUUUACCAGGUUGAAGAGACAUCAUCCAAGGUAUAAGAGAGCGAGAACAUCAUUCGAGCCUCGUGCCACUGAUUCAAGGCACUACGAUAGAUAUAAAGAGGAGGAAACUAGCGAGAGUUACGGUCGCAAUAAUAAAGAGAAUCACAGAGACUGGCAGGCCGAAGAUGAAGAGUGUACGGAGGUGGCAGCGGCAGCAGCAGCAGUAGUUCUGGAAAGCUGCCAGCGCAAUAGUAACAACAGCAGCAACGGUAACGGUACAAACAACAACAACAAUAACGGUGACAUGUUCUGUCACACAGGGCUAGGUCAUUACGGUCAUCACCCAGAUCCUGGAGAGGUAGAUCUGCCUCCGGAAACACAGCCCACACCACCGAGCGCUACUUUGGUCGGUACCACUAUUACUCAUCUGCGAGACUCUGAUCAUCAUUCGACUGAGAUACAAAAUUGCGAUAGCGUGAAGAUCAAGUUCGAAACUCUGCACACGAUGGAUUCUUCGGACACGAUCGAUAUCGACAGUCACAUGUCGGAUAGAGCGAGCGUAAGCUCAAAAAAUGCAGCGGAUAGCGACAAUAUGAUGAUGAUCACGCCUGAACUUCUCGGACUUAUGCCUUCUGGCAGUUCGAUUCACUCGGACUCGGGUGAAAACAAUUCGAGAGGUCAUUCUGGACAAUCGAGUUCACAUCAUCAUGGUACCAAAUCUUGGACUCAGGACGACAUGGACGCCGCGUUGGAAGCCUUAAGGAAUCACGACAUGAGUCUUACGAAAGCAUCUGCUACAUUUGGUAUCCCAUCAACGACGCUCUGGCAAAGAGCUCAUCGUUUAGGCAUCGACACGCCAAAAAAGGACGGACCUACGAAAUCCUGGAGCGACGAGAGUUUAAAUAAUGCAUUAGAAGCAUUAAGAACAGGAACGAUCUCGGCUAACAAAGCGUCGAAAGCUUUUGGUAUACCUUCCAGUACUCUCUACAAAAUAGCAAGAAGAGAGGGUAUUAGAUUAGCUGCACCUUUUAACGCGAGUCCCACUACUUGGUCACCUGCCGAUCUGGAUCGUGCUUUAGAAGCAAUAAGAUCUGGUCAGACGUCUGUCCAGAGAGCCUCGACAGUUGGUAUUCCCACGGGAACUCUCUAUGGUAGGUGUAAAAGAGAAGGGAUUGAACUUAGUAGAAGUAAUCCUACACCUUGGAGCGAAGAUGCUAUGACUGAAGCUCUCGAAGCUGUCAGGCUAGGUCAUAUGAGCAUCAAUCAAGCAGCUAUUCAUUACAACUUACCCUAUUCCUCGUUGUACGGACGUUUUAAAAGAGGCAAAUACGAAGAACCGGUAGUCGGUGACUUAUCACAGGACGGCACCAAUCCACAUUUUCAUCAAAGUCCAACGCAGAAUCACUCGUCCACGAUUCCCGAUCAAAUGUCUUAUCAGGGUAGCUGAAAUUUACCCUUGUAUUAGAUCGUUAAGUUAUAGUAAAUAGUUAACCUCGGUUAUCUAUAUCUAUAUAUGAAGGAAGCGACAAAGAGAAUGACAAAGAUAAGAAGAAAAAAAAAGAAUAAAGGUGGAGGGAGUAGGGGUGGGAAGGGAAAAACGAUUCGACGACUAACGAUAUAAGAGAAAUCGUUCUUUGAGAAUCAUGAGAGGCAGAUACUGCAGUAUUAAGAACAUGAUCGCGCCGUAAUAACGGAUAUUAUUGUAUAUUGUAUGAUUUCUUUCUGUCAUAUCGGAACUAUAAAUUAAUCAUUAUUUAUAAGCGAUAUUUAUAAAAAACAAAAAAAAAAAUAUCAAAAAAAAACAAAAAAAAAAAUAACAAAAACAAAACACAAAGAAACGCAAAAAAGAUAAAAAAAAAAAAAAAAAAAAAGAACAAACAGAAAGCACUGUACAGUCUGGGCAAUCCCGGUAAAAAUCCUUUUAGCUAUGUAAGAGACACCACAGACACAGGCUUUAUUGGGCCUAUCGGGGAGAUAUAAAUAUUUCAUGAAGAUAAGCAUGUCGUUCAUUUAUAUCAAGAAAAUUGUCAUUAUCAUACACACACACACACACACACACAAUCAAACAUACAUGCACUCAUACACACACACAUGUGUUUGUUAUUUAAUUCGUAUAUUUUAUAUAUAUAUAUAUAUAUAGAUACAUAUAUGUAUAUAUAUAAAAGAUUUUUUUUUAUUUACAAUUUUGAUAUAAUAUACAUAACAAAUUGAUAAAUUUGUUCUUUGGAUGAAAUCGACGAGCGAAAUUUGUGUAUGUGUUUGUUUAACAUAAUAUUAUAGGUAAAGUGAAGAAAGGUGUAUAUAUAUACAUAUAUAUGUAUAUAUAUGUGGAUGUAUGAUAUAUCUAUGUAUACAUAUACAUAUAUAUAUAUAUGUAUAUAUAUAUUAGUAAUAUUCGCAAGGAAUUCCACUAUGUAAUGUUUCAAGAAAAAAUGCUAUUUAUAUCAUUGUGCAAUUCAUGAAUAAGAAGUUUAAGGUAUGCGCGCUGAAACAUAAAAUUUCAAAUUUUUUUCUUUUUUUUUUUCCAAAAUAUUAGAAUCGAUAUCAUGUUCUUUCAUUUUCCGACGUGAAAAGUCAUCUGUUAGACUUUCUUCAUUAAUUUUUUUUUUUGUAUGUAGAAUUCAUAUUUACACGGCCAACAGUGGAACCAGGACAAAUGGCGAAGAGCUAUGAUAAUUGCGAAUGUAUUGCAACUUAGUAAAUUACAUUUUUUUUUUCUUUUUUUUUUU
Molecule: messenger RNA, 3979 nt
Organism: Vespa velutina
Lineage: Eukaryota; Metazoa; Arthropoda; Insecta; Hymenoptera; Vespidae
Gene: Psq
Biological process (GO): regulation of transcription by RNA polymerase II
Cellular component (GO): nucleus
Molecular function (GO): protein binding; DNA binding
Source: RefSeq, a predicted model, not a curated record